ACACAGAAACACCUCUGCUAAAGAAAUGUGAAAGGAGAAGCAGAAACGUGCUAUUUGAACACAGUUCUCCUGUUUGACAUCCAGGAGGUUUCCCGAGAUCUAUUUCAGCAGAUUCUAUCUACAUCAUGAAAAGGAGGAAGCCCAAACUGAAGUGAGUCACAAACUUCAUUCCCAACACAGGACUGUGGCUUGGCCUAGAGGUGAGGUGAGAUCUGAUGUCCCUCGUGGAUGAGACCAUGAGUUGCAUGGUCACAUUUCCCUCUUCCUCCUCCUGUUCUCCCCACUUCCUCUCCUACCUACUAUCCUUGACAAGCUCUCCCUUUCUCCUGAAGAUUCCAUGUGCCAGCGUACUGUCUACAGUAAUCAACUUUAAAGUGUUUAUUGUAUUUAUUUAUAUGUAGAAAGCCAGAAUAUUACAAGUAAAAGUUGGUUCUCUCUUUCUACCAUAUAGGUUCUGAGGGUAAAAAUCAGGUUGCCAUGCCUGGCAGCAAGAGCCUUUACCCACUAAGCCAUCUCACCAGCCCCUUACUAACUUUUCUAGGUUAGAGACGUGUGAGCUGAGAGCCUGAGCUGACAGCUGGUGACAGGUGACAGUUACAACAAGAGCUAUUCUUCCUUCCUUGAGCUUUGGGAUGCAUUCCUACCCCUUCUCCUACCUUGCUACCUGAAAAUGCAUCAGGACCAAAUUGUUUAGGAAGAGAAGGGAACAGGAAGGAAACAGGUUAUUUUCUCUUAUUUGCUCUGGUCCUAUUUCCUUUCUUCCCAUUAUCCCAAGCCCUCUCAUUCUUGCCAGCUUCCAUAUCUAUCUUUCCAAGAACAUAGGCAUAGAAUUGCCUUUGAGUAACAGCCAAAAGCUCCUCUAGGCAGGAUAUAAGGGUUUGAAUCAUAGCUUAUGAGGUACAACCUGAUGGCAAAGUUACUUUCCCUUUUGAAGCCUUCGCUGUGUGGUCUAUGAGUAUAGUCUCAAUCAAAUGAAAUGGAACAUGCAAAGUCCAUUAGUCCUAUAAAGCACUAAUUUUUAGUUAUUAUUUCUCAUCAUCUCUAUUUUAAGUGAUGGUGGGGGGUUGUUUUUUGUUAUUUAUUUUGUUUUGGUUUUUUCUGAAUACACUUGUUUUUGAGAGUCUCAUUAUUUUUCAAAGUUUAGCCGGUCUGGACCAUAGCUCAGUGGUUAACUUCUGGGUUAUUUCAUUCUUUCAGUCUCUUCCAUCUCUGGCUCAACUUGACUGAUUUUUAUCUUCACUGUGAAUAUUUUUAAGAAACUACAAAUGGAGCCAUCAAGUUGCUGACAGUAGAAAGCCUGGCGGGGAAAUCUGUGCUAAGAUUGGAAUUGCACAUUUCGCUGUGUCUACAGCUGUGUGCUUAUGGCAGGGAGAGCCCUGGCUGGUAGCACACUGAGACAUCAGUGAACUACCAUUUUUGGUAGAAUUUACCAUUUUUGUGGACUCUGAAGAAAGGGAGUCUCUGAAGAAUGACUGUAGUAGUGACUACAGUUACUGGAGUUACAUUUCUUCAAUGAACAGUGAUGGUUAAUAUCUUUUAGCUUUUGCCAUUUGCAUAAAUUCUUUACAGAAAUAUAUAUUUAAGUGGAAAGAAUAGUCUUUUGAACAUAUGUACACAUAAAUUUCUAGGUUCUGUGUAUUUCUUUCUUACAAUCAUUUUUAAUAGACACAAGGUGAAAUCAAUGGCAUAGAAUCAUGUUUUCUCCUGAAGCUGUCUUCAGAGAGGAAAGCCUGAGUUACAGUUCAGGGAAUGAACCCUCAUUGAUUAGACAGAGAGCCCACCACUUGCCUCACGUGUAAGGUGUGCAAGUAUCCUUUAAUGCAGUUUCAAUAGCCUACAUCCCUCCAUGACUGACUAAUUAGGAAGAUAGAAAUAAUAGUUUGGGGUAGGAGACAUGUGUCGCCUUCCUUCCCACCCCAGUAAGCACUUCCAGCCAUCCACCGCUGUCACUCUUUAUGCCUGCUGUCUGUGCUAUCAGACAACUUUUCUGUUUGUUUGCUUACUGUUUAUCAAUCCCUAAAGUGUAAGGUGCUGGUUUGCAUGUACCUGCAAUGCCUGCCAUGGAGUCAUGCAUAUUACAGAUUUUGAUAAAAACUUGCUCAGUUAAUAACUAAAAGAGGCAGUGUAACUAUGACCUUCUCUGCUUGUUAUUAAUUUAUCUCCAUUCUCUCGAGUUUCUGAUGUUUCCUCAGAUGAUGAAGAAGAACAAGAGCAAGAGCAAGAAGUCAGUGAAUAAGCAAGAAGCCCUCUGCAUCCCUCACUACUACAGACUAGGGCAUCUUAAGAGCAUAUUGGAUGGAGGAGAGUAUUCCCCGUAUGUAUCUCCUCCCAUUCUGGAGAGCAAUUUUAUUCAGGUCAAUAGGAGAGGUGAGUCUAUUUACCUGCAUAACCGAGCAAACUGGGUGACCGUAGGCAUCUGUUCUUCCAACACCGUCUUCAAGACCCCCAAUAUGAUGCUCUUGGCACAUCUGACACCAGAAGCUCGAAAAGAACCAGAACCUCUCUUUAAAACCCUUCUGAAGUCUUCCUCUUCAGGGAAUCUGGUGCUCACCAGGUUUAUCCCUCUGCAGUUUGUGACUCUUUCUGUGCACAGUGCUAAGCACAUGCGUCUCAAGGUAAAGCUGAUCAACGGCCGGUCUUACUACUUACAGCUCUGUGCUCCGGUGUAUAAACAGGAUAUCAUAUUUUCUCAGUGGGUAGACCUCAUCCCCCUCUUGAAUCAGGAGAAAGUCAAAACUGCUAAAGUAUCUGAGGUCUCAAGCCUCUCAGAAAUCACAAACAGUACAGACAUCACAGGCUCGAUGGACAUCACGGACAUUACUGCUUUCACAGAACUGCGGGCCAUGCACCCGAAAACACAGAGAUACCCUUGUAACAUCAUGGAAAGUACAGACUUCUCAGCAUAUACAGAUGCCACUGAUAUCACAGAUGUCACUGAUGUCACCGAUGUUCUGGAAAAUGAAGUCACAGAUGUUCCAGAUGUAAAAAUUGUCACAGAAGUCACAGAAGUCUCAGAAGUCUCAGAAGUCAAAAUGGCCACAAACAUCUCAGGGGUCAGAAUAGUAUUUGAAAACGAUGAUAUACUAAAGACCAAGCAGGAGGAAAAGGAAUAUAUCCUGAAGCACAGGACUCUACGAGAUAAAAAAGCUAUGAAUGACUACCGAGACUCCCCCAAACAUGUGGCCAUCUCAAACAUAUCCCUGGCUUUGGAAGAUGAAGAGUGUUUUCCGACUACUCUGACUCCUGUAAAAAGCAAGGAAGACACAUACAAAGAAAUAUGUGAUGAAACUGCUGAAGAAAAGAUGUUUCGUCUUCAAAACAUACAUCUAAAGGCCUCAGAGUCCAGAUGGUGAACUGAAGCUUGAAGAUAUUUGCUCAAGGUAUAUGAAUAUCUAGAAAAUGGUGAAACGGGAUUUGAACACGAGAAGCCUUAUAGCCAAGCUAAACUGUAACUCACAAACUCAUGCAUAUUUCUGUUUAGCAGUACCCCUCUAGGGAACAGUCCUUACCCAGUCCCUUGACUCACUGCCAAGGGGGUGUGUCUUCCUUCACCUGCUGCUCUAAAGAUGGAAAGAAUUUCUUUCCCGCCUUCACAUCAAGAAAAAGAUUUUCAUGACAUCAACAAGAGACUACUUCUGGUGAUGUGUUAAAAUCUGAAGUGCAAAUAAACAGUUUGCAAUUUGGAAGU
Molecule: messenger RNA, 3688 nt
Organism: Arvicanthis niloticus (Nile rat)
Lineage: Eukaryota; Metazoa; Chordata; Mammalia; Rodentia; Muridae
Source: RefSeq, a predicted model, not a curated record